Molecule: messenger RNA, 333 nt
Organism: Saccharomycopsis crataegensis
Lineage: Eukaryota; Fungi; Ascomycota; Saccharomycetes; Ascoideales; Saccharomycopsidaceae
Product: NADH dehydrogenase [ubiquinone] 1 beta subcomplex subunit 7
Exons: 2
Coding region: 1-333 (110 amino acids)
Cellular component (GO): mitochondrion
Source: RefSeq, a predicted model, not a curated record
AUGGAGUGGAGUAUACCUAUAGGUUUGGAGAUCAAUAGAAAGAUAAACAGUGAAAAUAGCCAUUUCUUCAGAAAGAUGUCAGUUACAGAAUUCCCACCUUUGCUCUCUAAUGAAGAGAUGAAAAAGAAUAAAAUCCCAUUGGCCUACCGUGAUAGAUGUGCUGGGUUAUUGGUUCCACUCAAUAAAUGUCGUAAAGAAGGUUGGUAUAUGCCAUGGAAUUGUGUGAACGAACGUCAUGCUUAUGAAGAAUGCCAAUAUUUGGACUUCAAGAGAAGAGUCAAGGAAUUGGAAGAAUUGAAAGAAAAACUUAAACAAGAACAAAAGAGCGAUUAA